CUUUAAUUUUAGAAUCUUAAAACGAUCAAUGCCGAUCUCGAGACCUCACUGCAGUUCGGUGGUCGAGAAAGGAAGAUGGAGUACACAAUGGUGGGCGCCUUUGGUCACCCGAGCUUGAUUCCAGGACAAAUCUCUCUGAGAAGAAAGAAGAAGUCUUCACGUCUUCCCACCGGUGCCACCGCCCCUUACAACUUGAGCUCUGCCUCUCGCAGAAUCAAGGCUGUGGACACAAACUCCCAGGACUUGAAUGUCCACUUGGAGGCACGAGCUGAAAGUGUGGUGGAUACUAUCAAUCCUGUGUUGAAAGACUUGGUGUGGCCUUCCCCUAGUGAUGAAACUCCAUUUUGGAAGAAAGAAUUCCCUACUUGGGAUGUCAGCAUUGAGCUUCCAGCUGAUGUGGAGAAGGAUUCUGAUCUCAUGCACAUCAUUCAUGUUACUGCUGAGAUGGCUCCUAUAGCCAAAGUUGGAGGUCUCGGUGAUGUUGUGACUGGACUUGCUCGCGCAUGCCUGGCACGUGGUCACACAGUUGAUGUCAUGCUUCCUUUCUAUGAAUGCAUCGAGAAGCAACACAUUAUCGAUCUCACAUUAAUAACUACAUAUAAUUCGUUUCAUGAUGGAAAUUGGAUACUGACUAAUGCAUAUCGUGGGGAAGUUUCUGGCAUUCCCGUCAUAUUUGUUGAACCGUCUAAUCAAUUCUUUAAAGGGAAAUAUGUCUAUGGGGGUUCAUACGAUGAGCUGGAAGCAUAUAUAUUCUUCAGCCGUGCUUGCCUUGAGUGGAUGCAGGUGACUGGAGUGCAGCCUGAUAUCAUUCACGUCCACGAGUGGCAAACAAGUGCUUUGCCACUUCUUUACUGGGAUAUGUACCAUCAUCUCUCACUUAAGAGACCAAGAAUAACUUUGACAAUCCACAAUAUGGAGCAUUAUGGUGAAUGCAGACAAGAGCAGCUCAGUAAAUGUGGUCUUGAUGGUGCAAUUUAUGCAACAACUGAUAGGGCAGUAGAUGAUCGAACAAUUGGUCAUAAUCCUGAGAGAUUGAGUUUGCUGAAAGGAGGAAUUGUUUACAGUAAUGCAGUUGUGACAGUCUCCCCAACAUAUCUCAAGGAAACACUUUGUUCAGGAUGGCUUUCUAGCACAUUGAUAAGAAACCGAGAUAAGUACUUUGGCGUACUGAACGGGAUAGACCCUGCAAUCUGGAAUCCUGCCACUGAUAUCUUCUUGCCUGUUAAAUUUAAUGCUCAAAAACUAGAAGGCAAAAAAUUCUGCAAAAACUAUGUCCAAAAGGGGCUUGGCUUGCCUGUGGAAAGCGCAGGCAGAGCGGAGGGCAAAGAUGUGGUUAAUGGAACCCAGCAGAAGGUGCCCUUGGUUGUCUGUAUUACUAGAUUGGUUGCUCAAAAGGGGCUUCAUUUGAUCAUUCAUGCAAUUAAGCACAUCGAGGAACUCGGUGGACAGAUGGUUGUAUUAGGAAAAGCUCCUGAUGAUCGGGUAGAAAGAGAGUUCAAAGAUCUCGCAGACUUGUACAAUGAAGGUCCUGCAAUCCGUAUUCUUCUCAUGUACAGUGAAGAGCUGUCCCACAUGCUCUAUGCUGCAGCUGACAUGGUGUUAGUCCCUUCCUUGUAUGAGCCUUGUGGACUUGCCCAAAUGUUUGGAAUGAGAUAUGGUGCGGUCCCAAUAGUGAGGAGAACUGGUGGUCUGGCUGACACGGUCUUUGACAUUGAUGAUCACUCAAACAGCCAUAUGGCAAAUGGGUUUGUCUUUGAAGGAAUUGAUGAAGGGUCCUUGAACUGGGCUUUAGACCGUGCCUUUUCUCUUUAUAAAAACAGAACUAUCCAAUCCACAUCGUUAAAAGAGAAUUAAUAUCAAUAAUAUGCUUUUCGUGGGGCUACUGAUAUCUGCAACCACCCGGUGAAAGCUUGUAAAUGGGAAAACCUUUUUGCCGAACGGAUUUUUUGUUGGCCACUUUAUGUCAUUUCACUGGCUCAAGGAACUACAGAGGCCAUAGUGCAACAACCUCAGAAUCAGCAAGACCCAUUUUAAUUUUUUUUUCCUAAGGCCCCUCUACAUGUCAACCUCUCCCCAGUAAUUGAUGCUUUACAUCUUCUGUUAAUUCCUCCAGCCGUUGGACUGAGAUCUAAACUCUUGCUAAUCAGUGCCGCCAUUUCACCUUUUUCUGUAUAGUUAAGUUCUGUGAAGAGAAUCAUCAGAUGGAAAGCAUUGACUCAUGAAAUUUGUCUCAAGAACUUGAUUAUGCAAUGAUGGCUUCAUUUUCCUUCAAUGAAAUUCCUAAAGGACUAUUCCACUUAAAGAAUUGCAAGAAGACGCAAAAACCACUAAAAGAAGCUGUG
Molecule: messenger RNA, 2342 nt
Organism: Eucalyptus grandis
Lineage: Eukaryota; Viridiplantae; Streptophyta; Magnoliopsida; Myrtales; Myrtaceae
Product: glycogen synthase
Exons: 15
Coding region: 76-1854 (592 amino acids)
Molecular function (GO): alpha-1,4-glucan glucosyltransferase (UDP-glucose donor) activity
Source: RefSeq, a predicted model, not a curated record